AUGGCGCAAAUACUCCAAGACCUCGUCUACUCGUUUACCAAUUGCCUGAGCUGCUUCCCGGGCUCCCCCACGCUCAAAGUCAACAGCCGCAGCUUCAAGAUUCUGCAAUUGCUUGGCGAACGCAUCAUUCUAACACCCCUCCCAACCAAGGGCGGCUUCUCCUACGUCUACCUCGUCGAGGACCUGUCCACCAAGGAGCACUUUGCCCUUAAAAAGAUCCGCUGCCCCUUUGGCGCCGAGUCCGUACAGCAAGCCAUGCGCGAGGUCGAAGCCUACCGCCUCUUCCGCCACGUCCCCAACAUCAUCCCCGCCGCCGACCACGCCGUCGCCACCGAGCGCGGCGCCGACGAGGCCACCAAGACCGUCUACGUCUUGCUGCCCUACUACCGCCGCGGCAACCUCCAGGACAUGAUCAACGCCAACCUCGUCAACCACGCCAGGUUCCCCCAAGGACACCUCCUGACCCUCUUCCUCGGCGUCUGCAAGGCCCUUCGCGCCAUGCACGACUACCACGCCCCGCCCGCGGAGCGCAUGGAAAUGGGCCACGAGGCCGACACGAAUCCGGACCCGAGCAAUAGCAGCAGCGGGAGGGGCGGCCGCUCCUCAACGAAACGCACAGAGGAAGACGAGGAGACGGAGCAGGAGAGACCCCUCAUGGAGUCGGAAAAUCAGAUGGGUCAGGGUGGCAAGAUAAAAGCCUAUGCGCAUCGCGACAUCAAGCCAGGAAACAUCAUGAUAGAUGACUCGGGCUCGAACCCUAUACUCAUGGACCUCGGCUCCGUCGCGCCGUCGCCCAUACCCGUCACAUCGCAGUCCAUUGCGCUCCAGAUUCAGGAAACGGCCGCCGAGCACUCCACCAUGCCCUACCGCGCCCCCGAGCUCUUUGACGUGCAGACGGGCACCGUCAUCGACACCAAGGUCGACAUAUGGUCCCUCGGCUGCACGCUCUUUGCCUGUCUCGUCGGCAAGUCGCCCUUUGAGAUGCGCUCCGACGAGACGGGCGGCACCCUGUCGCUCUGCGUCAUGGGCGGCGACUGGCGCUUCCCCGACCAGUCUCCCAACGGCGCCAAGCGCGUCAACAGUAUCCAGGUCGCCAAGGCAAAAGCCGCCGCCGGCCCACCGACCGCCGGUGCCGGAGAGGGCUCGUCGUCCGGAGAGGCUGCUAUUAGCGAACCUAUUCGCGAGAUUGUGCGCCAGUGUCUCAAGGUCGAGCCGGCGGAGCGUCCCGACAUUCACCAGCUCAUCACCAUGGUGGAAAAUGCCAUUCAAAGCCUGCCUGGCGCCGGCCGAGACUACGACUCGUAA
Messenger RNA from Cordyceps militaris CM01, 1305 nucleotides. Its product is annotated as serine/threonine protein kinase, putative. Gene Ontology annotation, cellular component: Golgi apparatus; cytoplasm. Gene Ontology annotation, biological process: protein phosphorylation; vacuolar protein processing; regulation of vacuole fusion, non-autophagic. The record is from RefSeq and is a predicted model, not a curated record. The transcript has 3 exons. Lineage: Eukaryota; Fungi; Ascomycota; Sordariomycetes; Hypocreales; Cordycipitaceae. Bases 1 to 1305 code for a protein of 434 amino acids. Gene Ontology annotation, molecular function: protein serine/threonine kinase activity; ATP binding.